AUGUCUAACAACGACCAGUACAGGAUGAUGCUGAAUAACAAGCUCCAGAGCAAAAAGGGUCUUGUUUUGUCAUGGACAACCAAAUCCGAUGGGCCGCCACAUAACCCGAAGUGGACUGCUACCGCUUUGAGUUUCAAGGAAACGGAGCUUAUAGGCGAUGCAGUCGAUGGAGUUGAAUACGGACAAGGCGUGGGACAAAGCCAGGGUGCUGCGAAAGAGAUUGCUGCGAAAGAGGCGCUCGAAAAGCUCAAUGCACUCAAUGCGAAGUGA
Messenger RNA from Laetiporus sulphureus 93-53, 270 nucleotides. RefSeq lists its product as uncharacterized. Bases 1 to 270 code for a protein of 89 amino acids. The transcript is spliced from 3 exons. The record is from RefSeq and is a predicted model, not a curated record. Lineage: Eukaryota; Fungi; Basidiomycota; Agaricomycetes; Polyporales; Laetiporaceae.